AUGGGGUAUGAAAAACAUGAUGAUGGAUGGAUUCUUAAGGGUAGCGGAGGUGAAGCAUGUCCACCUCCUCCUGUUACUGGUCCUCUUGCAUGGUUUAAUACAUUUUACCAACAAUUCACAAGCUUCAGCCAAAAAAUGCAAAUGGGAAUCCAAUCCCUUCAAACCAACUUCUCAACUCUUCAAGCAAAUUAUUCUUCCAUUGAUGACUAUUUGGGUCGCAUUAAGAAAUACUUAGCUAGUUCCUCUUGUCCCUCUGAUCCUAUGGAUAUUAAUUCUGCUCUAGCUAGCAAUGAUGGAAGUGACAAAGAGGACUCCAAAAAUGGCGAUGGUGAUGAUGAGGAAGACACAGAAGCAAAGCAUGGUUCUGAAGAAGAAGAAGAUGAUGAAUCAGGAGAAGAGGAAGAUGAAGCUGAUGAUAACUGA
Malania oleifera is the source of this 423-nucleotide messenger RNA. RefSeq names its product pre-mRNA-processing ATP-dependent RNA helicase PRP5-like. The transcript has a single exon. The coding region runs from base 1 to 423 and encodes 140 amino acids. Lineage: Eukaryota; Viridiplantae; Streptophyta; Magnoliopsida; Santalales; Ximeniaceae. The record is from RefSeq and is a predicted model, not a curated record.